AUGAAACUUGACAUUCCUCACGUUAUGAGGUGGUUCUUCUUGUAUUUUACUACCUUAGGAUCACUUUUACCCAAUCAUGUAUCCACCAAAAGUUUACCUCUCUAUUCUUAUGAUAAUUCUAUGCUUGUUCUCCUUCAUCCGUUUGAUCCGAAACUUCUAAAACCAUUCGAUGCUUUAGCUGAAUAUUCUCGGGUUUCAGUGUACGAGAUGCUUAAGUACUUAGAUCAGAAGAGGUUAAAUGGUAAUCCAUUGUAUAACAACUCUGCAUGCGUCGUCGAUGUGACCUCGAUUGUUUAUGGAAUCAUUCGAUCAGACAAGGAGGCAGUGAAAUGGUUGGAUGCUGCAGGCAAGAUUGUCCCUGGUGUCUCUGGUGGUGGUAUCAACUGGGUGGGAAGCAUGGAAUUGUGUCGAAAUAUCACAGAUUUUAGCUACGGUUUAUCCCAGCAUGUUCAAGGAAAAUAUUGCUCUGCAUAUGUGAAACUUCCUUCAGCGGAAGAUCUUCCUGAAAAAGUGUCAUUCGAACUGAAUUAUGGAGUGUGCAUUCCUCAUUCUUGUACGAAGGAUGACUUGAUUUGGCUACUAGAUAUGGUGCUUUCCAAGGUAAAUUUAUCCAUAGAUAAGUCCACAAGCUUCUGUCAUGCAGAUUUUGGAGAACUACCUAAAGACGGUUGGUUUUGGGUAGCAAUGUCUUUGCUAGUUGUUAUGAUCGUUCUUCUGAUAAGUGGAACAGUGUGGAUUUAG
Schistosoma mattheei is the source of this 741-nucleotide messenger RNA. NCBI's taxonomy places the organism in Eukaryota, Metazoa, Platyhelminthes, Trematoda, Strigeidida, Schistosomatidae. The record is from the annotation of a GenBank genome assembly.